Messenger RNA from Dama dama (fallow deer), 1063 nucleotides. RefSeq names its product coiled-coil domain containing 197 (gene CCDC197). Bases 191 to 1063 code for a protein of 290 amino acids. The transcript is spliced from 7 exons. The record is from RefSeq and is a predicted model, not a curated record. NCBI's taxonomy places the organism in Eukaryota, Metazoa, Chordata, Mammalia, Artiodactyla, Cervidae.
GUCACAGGGGUCCCCUCUGAACCUCGGUUUCCUUUUCUAGGAAGUGAAACUGGAACCUGACUUCUGAGGGCUGUCAGGAGGACCGGAAGAGAAAACUGCCACCUUGACUGUUGUCGUGGCCACCCAUCUCCUUCCUGCCUGGCCCACGCGGCCCCCAUCGUUCAGAGUCGCCCGAGGUGGUGUGGCGGCGAUGCUGGCGGCCAGGGAUGCAGGCCAGGAGGCUGGCCCGCGUGAUCCCGGCAACAAGGACAGGGACCUGCGGGUGCUGUCCCAGGAACUCUGCCAACUCCAGGCCAAGCAGAGGAAGCUGAAGAGGGAGGUGGAGAAGCACAAGCUUUUUGAAGACUAUCUGAUCAGGGUCCUUGAGAAGAUCCCCAAGGGCCAUAACCAAAGGGAGGAGCCGGAGGAAACCCUGUUGGCGGCCAUGGUGGAGCACUAUGGGAAGCUCUUCGCAGUCAGCCAGGACAUCCAGAAGCGUCUCGAGGCCUUCUUUGAGAUGAACCAGGCCGUCCACAAGAGUCUGGAGUCUCUAGAGGAGGGCCACAGGGCUCUGAUCCCGUGCCUCAGGAUCCGGCUGUGCCAGCUGCAGAGGAGGUGUCACCGCAAGCAGGAGCAGUGGCAGCGGCUGGAGCGUGGCGUCACCCACCAGAAAGCCACGGGCAGCGGUGAGGUGGGAAGCAAGGAAGCCAUGGCUGAUCAUGACUCUGAAGACCUGAAGUGCGGGACUCUGGAGCUGCCCCGAAACGAGCUGCUCAACUAUGUGCAAGCGGCCAUCAACGACAUGGCCCAGCAGUGCUGCUCCUCUGCCCAGGCUGUGCCCAGGGGCCUGGGCCUCUUCUCCAAGCUCGACCUGAUCCAGGAAUUCAUGUUGGACAAAAUGGAGACUGUGAGAUUCAUCUCACUGCUCACAGAACCCAUCAUGUGCUGGACAGCAAACAAUCCCAAGGACCAGGGCCGCAGAAGCUACCGCAGACCCUUCCGGAAACAUUCAGUGAGUGAAGACCCAACCCCCAGGAACCUCUUCGCCAGCACCCAGACCUCAGAGUGCUUCGGCCUAUGCUGA